Messenger RNA from Gaeumannomyces tritici R3-111a-1, 2151 nucleotides. RefSeq names its product glycogen synthase. The coding region runs from base 1 to 2151 and encodes 716 amino acids. NCBI's taxonomy places the organism in Eukaryota, Fungi, Ascomycota, Sordariomycetes, Magnaporthales, Magnaporthaceae. Gene Ontology annotation, cellular component: cytoplasm. Gene Ontology annotation, biological process: glycogen biosynthetic process. The record is from RefSeq and is a predicted model, not a curated record. Gene Ontology annotation, molecular function: alpha-1,4-glucan glucosyltransferase (UDP-glucose donor) activity. The transcript is spliced from 5 exons.
AUGGCUGCGUUCCAGAACGGAGAGCGCAACGGAGAGCGCAACGACGAGCACCAUCCCCGCGAUGUCAGGCAGCACAUCCUGUUCGAGAUUGCUACCGAGGUUGCCCAUCGAGUGGGAGGUAUCUACUCGGUUAUCAAGUCCAAGGCACCUGUGACGACCUCCGAAUAUGGCGACAGAUACACCCUUAUCGGCCCCCUCAACCACCACUCGGCUGCUGUUGAAGUUGAGGAGCUGGAGCCCACCAACCCCGAGCUGGCAGCGACUAUCCAGUCCAUGAAGGAUCGGGGUAUCGGCAUGCUUUAUGGACGUUGGCUGAUCGAGGGUGCUCCACGCGUGCUCCUUAUCGACACCAAGACGGCCUACAAGUACCUGGAUGAGUGGAAGGCGGAUCUCUGGAAUGUCGCCUCUAUCCCCGCGCCCCCGGGCGACGACGAGACCAAUGAGGCCAUUGUGUUUGGAUACCUUGUCGCCUGGUUUCUUGGAGAGUAUGCUUGUCACGAAAAGAAGAGGGCCAUCAUUGCUCACUUCCACGAAUGGCUUGCCGGUGUCGCUCUUCCCCUGUGCAAGAAGCGCAAGAUCGAUGUGACCACCAUUUUCACCACACACGCCACCCUUCUUGGACGUUACCUUUGCGCCGGGUCGGUCGACUUCUACAACAACCUGCAGUGGUUCGACGUCGACGCCGAGGCGGGCAAGCGGGGCAUCUACCACAGGUACUGCAUCGAGCGCGCCGCGGCGCACUCGUGCGAUGUGUUCACGACCGUAUCCCAUAUCACGGCGUACGAGAGCGAGCACCUGCUGAAGCGCAAGCCUGACGGUGUCCUGCCCAACGGCCUGAACGUGACCAAGUUCUCCGCUAUGCACGAAUUCCAGAACCUGCACGCGCAGUCCAAGGAGAAGAUCCACGACUUUGUCCGCGGCCACUUCUACGGGCAUUACGAUUUUGAGCCAGAGAACACGCUGUAUUUUUUCACGGCUGGUCGGUACGAGUUCCGGAACAAAGGAUGCGACAUGUUUAUCGAGGCUCUGGCCCGCCUGAACCACCGCCUGAAGGCCUCGGGGAGCAAGACGACGGUUGUGGCCUUCAUCAUCAUGCCCGCGCAGACUUUGUCUCUCACGGUUGAGGCCUUGAAGGGACAGGCCGUCAUCAAGUCGCUGAGAGACACGGUGGAUGUUAUCGAGCGGGGCAUUGGUCGUCGCAUCUUCGAGCGCUCACUCAAGUGGCAUGACGGGGAUCCGCUCCCCGACGAGAAGGAACUGAUUACCAGCCAGGACCGUGUCCUUCUGCGGCGGCGCCUGUUUGCCAUGAAGAGGCAUGGGCUCCCGCCCAUUGUCACGCACAACAUGGUGAACGACCACGACGACCCCAUUCUGAACCAGGUCCGACGUGUGCAGCUGUUCAACCACCCCACGGACCGUGUCAAGGUCGUCUUCCACCCGGAGUUCCUGAACUCGGCCAACCCUGUGCUGCCGCUGGACUACGACGACUUUGUGCGCGGCACGCAUCUGGGCGUCUUUGCGUCCUACUAUGAGCCGUGGGGAUACACGCCGGCCGAGUGCACCGUCAUGGGUGUGCCCAGCAUCACGACCAACCUGUCGGGCUUUGGCUGCUACAUGGAGGAGCUGAUUGAGAACUCGAGCGACUACGGCAUCUACAUUGUAGAUCGCCGGUCCAAGGGCGUGGACGACUCGGUGAACCAGCUGACGUCCUGCAUGAUGGAGUUCUGCCAGAAGAGCCGUCGCCAGCGCAUCAACCAGCGCAACAGGACGGAGCGGCUCAGUGACCUGCUCGACUGGAAGCGUAUGGGUUUGGAGUACGUCAAGGCCCGGCAGCUGGCGCUGCGGCGGGCGUACCCGAGCUCGUUCGACACGGAUGAGCCCGAAGAAGACUUUAUGGCGGGACCCGAACAGAAGAUUUCGAGGCCGUUCUCAGUGCCAGGAUCCCCGCGCGACCGAACCGGCAUGAUGACGCCUGGCGACUUUGCCAGCCUUCAGGAGGGCCGCGAGGGCCUGAACACGGAGGACUACGUUUCAUGGAAGCUGCCUGAGGAGGAGGACCCUGAAGAGUACCCGUUCCCGCUUACUCUUCGCACCAAGCGUUCAACGGGUCCCGGAAGCCCCUUGGAUGGUGUGCAUCUCAACGGUAACUAG